AUGCAGUACGAGCUCCCAGCCUGCGGUGAUGGUAGCGUCUCCAGCGCAACUGACUUCUCGUCGUCGGAUGUCCCUCCGUUGAUGCCGCACUCCCCUUCAUCCUCAUGCACCUCCUCGGAUUCUGGCUCGGGUUCUGUAAAGACCGAGGCCUCCCUGUUCACUGAAGACUUCGUCGACAUGAGCCCUCCUCUCGAAGAUACAAGCCUUCACAAGGAUGCUACCGAGGACUGCACCAAUAACACGCUCAAUCAUCAGCUCGGGCCUCAGCAUCACGCACAACUCCCUUACUACAACGCCCCUUGGGAUGCUGUUAAUUCCCAGAAGAUGCUGCUCGGCAAUGAGCCCAUUCUAAACACCGAUAUAAACGCUCCUGCGCUUCAGCAUGCGCCCGCAAUGACGGGGCCAGGUGUGUAUGAUAUUGCCAUGCAGCAACAGGGCAACUUCGGACGGAUGGCUACCAUGCCUGGUGCCAUGCAGACAUGGGAUGUGAUGGAUUUCAGUGCCAUGUCACAGCAGCAGCAGCAACAACAACGAAUGUGGCCGGUGUUGACCUCGAGCAUUGAGAUGCCAACAGCUCUGCAGCCAGGACUACAGAGCAGCUUGCCUUACAUGCCCACACUUUCGCACGGGCUGCCAAUCAACACAUCUCCCCCAACCUCUGCUCCCCACGGUACCUACCCGUAUCAUCAUGGAGGAGAGCUGGACGGCGAUUCGUGCCAUUCCAUCUAUCCCGUACCUCCGAGCUUCGAUUCACCGCCGCGCUCGGCAUCAGUUGAUCGAUUCUGCGGCAUUGACAGCUACCGUUCAUUAAAACGGGAGCACCGCCCGCUCUUGGCUCGCCACAUCCGCCACCGAUCAUCACCUCUACAGCGUCCUCGGAGCAGGAUGGACGAUGAUCGGUACUACCCCAGCAAAAGCCCGUCCCGUGGCUACGCUCGCAGGUACUAUAGCGAAUCGUGUUCCCCUCGCUCAUUCUCUGUUGAAGACUCAGACUUUGAUGAGGAGACUGGCGAAAUCGUAGUGGGAGGUGCCGAGCGAACAGCCAGGGAUGAAUUCUUGCUCAAGUAUCGCAGCAAGGGCUGGACAUACAAGCAGAUCAGGGAGAGAGGCAACUUCGCCGAGGCAGAGUCAACGCUGCGGGGCAGAUACCGGACAUUAACCAAGGAAAAAGAGGCGCGUGUGAGGAAGCCUGAGUGGCACGCAAACGAUAUCAAAUUACUCAAGCGUGCUGUCAAGAAGCUCGGGAAGAGCGACAGCAAGGGAGACAUCAAGAAGAUCUCCUGGAAGCAGGUGGCUGAGUACAUCUCUGAAAGUGGGGGUUCAUACAGCUUCGGCUAUGCUACUUGCCGCAAACGCUGGGAUGAGCUCACUACCCGCAAAGAGGACGCCGACGGGUCCUAA
Microdochium trichocladiopsis is the source of this 1401-nucleotide messenger RNA. RefSeq lists its product as uncharacterized. The record is from RefSeq and is a predicted model, not a curated record. Bases 1 to 1401 code for a protein of 466 amino acids. The transcript has 2 exons. NCBI's taxonomy places the organism in Eukaryota, Fungi, Ascomycota, Sordariomycetes, Xylariales, Microdochiaceae.